CGCCCCUUUUCCGCGGAGCUGUCCAGCACAGCAGAGCCUGUAAAUACCGGCACACGGCGCCGCAGCGCUCACUCCGGCUGCAUGUGGGAGACGCUACUCACGCUGGGGAAAGUUUUCAUUAAAAUGCCACUCAUACAGACGCAUCUUUCUGAUCGCUUUUAGGACAGCAAAUGACUUAUAAACACCACAGCUUAUAAUGUUGAACCGAUGCUGUACUAUUCCCUGAAUCACUCGUCCUGGUGAAACUUUUCAGAAAAUAUGAUCUGGGGUAUUUUGAUAUCAUGUUUUUUAACUUGCGUCUUUGGAAAUAAAACGGAGGAUCGGGUGCCUUUCUUCCACGGGCAUGUUUUUGAGAACUCGCCGGUGGGGUCUAAGGUGAACGGACUGAGCAUCCCGGUAAAAAGGACUGACGCGCAGAGCCGGUGCCCUAAGACGGCCAUGCACCUGAAGGUCCUGGGGGAAGGCAGCGAAGACUUUCACGUCCUUGCCCACCACAAACGCGGCCACAUUUUGCUGAAGACCUCCAGGAUCUUGGACAGGGAGAAACGGUCUGAGUACCUGCUGCGCGUCUGCUUAUGCUGCCAAAGUUGCGAGCCGACGGACUGCGCGGUGUCCGAAGUUGCCCUUGUUAAGGUGGACGUGCUGGACACCAACGACCAUGAGCCGACUUUUCGCGAUGAAGGUGUGAAGAUCACUCUGGACGAUGUCACCGCCCUGCGGUCCGUGGUGUACAAAGUUGCGGCAGAAGAUGGUGACAGUGGCAAGAAUGGAGAAAUUGUUUAUUUCUCUAAUCCAAAGAACGGCAGUUUCUACGUGGUUCCAAAAACUGGGGAUGUCCUGCUGGUGGACUCCAUUCUCGGCGUGUCGAAGCCGAUUACAUUCAAUGUUUUCGCAAAAGACCAUGGCUGGCCCUGCCGCACCAGUCGGAAUUUGGAGAUCCAGAUAUACCCGAAGCAAUGGUCAACUAUCACACUGGGAAAACUUGGCAGCAGCUUCUCUCGGAAGUCCAGGUCCUUGCUGGAGCCGGACGAUCCCAUCGUUAUCAGGGUGUCGGAAGAUGCUAGCAUCGGUUCGGUUGUGAUGAACCUGAACCCAGUGAGAUUUCCGACUGCCACCUUUGAGCUGGUGUUUCCAGCCCCGGAAAACUCCCCGGUCAGCGUGAGUCGGGACAGCGGGGAAAUCGUCAUUGUCAGGCGCCUCGACAGGGAAACGGAGCCCAGGGUGGAUAUUACUGUUAAAAUUCAAGAUAAGCGAGGUUCAGACUGGUACCUGGCCAGAGUGGAACUGCUGGUCACAGAUGUGAAUGACAAUGCCCCAGAGUGGACCAUGGUCCCCUCCCCUUACCUGGCUGUGGUGUCUCCUGAAGCCCCAGCUGGGACCCUUGUGUACAAGCUCCACGCCCGUGAUGGAGAUGAGGGAAGCAAUGGAGAGGUGGAGUAUUUCCUGUCUGACGGUGGGGAUGGACGGUUUGAUGUGGACCGGAAGAGUGGCCACGUUCGGACGACGGGGUUGCCCCUGCAGAAGGACAGGGAGUACCUGCUCAACGUGGUUGCCACUGACAAGCUGGGCAGCCGUGGCCCUCCCGCCGUGGUGUCGGUGGUGGCCGGGCCCAGGGCGCCCCAGUUCACCAAUGCCUCCUUCUCCAUCUCCAUCCCGGAGAACAUUUCGGAAGGGCAGCCCUUCCUGGUGGCCCUUGCCUUGUCCUUCCAGAAGCAGCCAAUCAGCUACAGCUUGCUCAUCAAUCCCAGCAGCCUGUUCUCCAUCCAGCAGGAGACGGGCGAGAUCAGCCUCACCCGUGUCCUCGACUAUGAGAGUGACCAGCACCGCUACCUGCUGCUGGUCCGGGCCAGCGAGAGUCAAGACAGCCUGAGCAGCGCCGCUGAGGUGCGAGUGGUCAUUACAGAUGUGAACGACUGCAUCCCAGAAUUCCUGCAGUCCAUUUACAGCAAAGACGGCAUCCCAGAGACGGUAACAACAGCAACCUCUCUGCUUCAAGUGUCAGCCAGCGACUGUGACUCGGGCCCCAACGCCGAGCUCACCUACCACACACUGAGCCCAGAUUUCAGCAUCUCGCCACAUGGCACCAUUUUCCCCGCCCGCCCACUGGACUACGAGCGGCCCAACCAUCUCUACGAGUUUGUGGUGAUGGCCGUGGACAGGGGGGAAGCACCGCGCACAGGGACCGCCACCGUGCGCGUGCGCGUGGCCAAUGUCAAUGACGAGGCCCCCGAGUUCUCUCAGCCUGUCUACCGGACAUUUGUCUCCGAGGACGCCGGCCCAAACACACUCGUCGCCACAGUGCUGGCCAAAGACCCUGAUGGAGACGGAAUCACCUACAAAAUCACAUCAGGCAACAACGAUGGAAACUUCGUCAUUGACAGUCAGAAAGGACUGAUUCGCCUACGCUCGAGCCCACCCCCAAGACUGCAGGGUGUGGAGUACGUCCUCAAUGUCACGGCGACGGAUGACAAUGCAUCAGGUGGGCCUCACUCUCUCUUUGGAACUGCCCAGGUCAUUGUGGGCAUUGACGACGUCAACAACAACAAGCCCGUAUUUGAGAAGUGCCAGCAGUACAGGGAGCAGAGCUCGGUUCUGGAGAACCAGCCUGUGGGCACCUUUGUGCUGCAGGUCCACGCAGUUGAUGCGGAUGAGGGCUCCAACGGGAUGGUGAAGUAUGGCUUCAUGCAUAAAGACAGCACCGUGCCCGCCUUCAGCAUCCAUCCUGACACAGGCGUUAUUGUCACCGCGCGGAAGUUUGACCGCGAGCGGCAGAGGGAAUAUGUAGUCACAGUGACCGCCACGGACCAGGCGGCUGAGCCGCUCAUUGGGAUCUGCCAGCUCAACAUCUUCAUUCUGGACGAGAACGACAACAGUCCCAAAUUCGAGAACCUGCGUUACGAGUACUUCCUGCGGGAGGAUACGAUGAUCGGCACCAGUUUCCUACGUGUAGCAGCGCAUGACGAUGACCACGGCACCAAUGCAGCUAUCACAUACUCGAUGUCCAAGGAGCAGCCGGAGUACCUGAGAGUGAACCCUAUCACGGGCUGGGUCUUCGUCAACCAGCCCAUCUCUCAGAGGUCCUACAUCACCCGGGAGAUAAUGGCCACGGACGGGGGCAACCGCAGCAGUGCCGUGGAGCUGGCUGUCACCAUCACCAACGUGAAGAACCAGCCGCCACAGUGGGAGAGGGACAGCUACGAGGUGGUCAUCCCAGAGAACACCAUGAGGGACACCCCCAUCGUGAACAUCAAGGCCACGUCCCCACUGGGUGACCCCCGUGUGACUUACAACCUGGAGGACGGCAUGGUACCGGAGACCAACAUGCCAGUGCGCUUCUACCUGACGCCCAACCGCGAUGACGGCUCUGCUUCCAUCCUGGUGGCUGAACCCCUAGACUAUGAGACCACGCGGCACUUUACGCUCAGGGUCCGUGCCCAGAACGUGGCUGCCGUUCCCCUGGCAGCCUUUACCACUGUCUCCGUCAACAUCACGGAUGUCAACGACAACGUACCAUUCUUCACCUCCUCAAUUUACGAGGCCAUGGUGACAGAGGGGGCAGAUAUCGGGACUCUGGUCCUCCAGGUGUUCUCCACGGACCUGGACCUGGGCCUCAACGGGAAGAUUUCCUAUUCCCUGCUGAAGGACCGCAGCGGAGACCACCGCUUCUUCCGCAUCGAUCCGGAGACGGGCUCCAUCUAUACGGAGGUGGUGUUUGAUCGCGAGACCAAGGGCUCCUACUUGCUGGAGGUGAAGUCGACAGAUGGGUGGGAAUCGGCCAGACCGGGGAGGCACGGCCAGCCCAACUCUGACACGGCGUACGUGCGCAUUUUCAUCAGCGACGUCAAUGAUAACAAGCCCGUCUUCACGCAGAGUGUCUACGAAGUCAGCGCUGAUGAGGACGCUGAUGUCGGCUUCGCUGUUGUCACUGUCAGCGCCCACGACGACGAUGAAGGGGCCAAUGCCAAGCUCCGCUACCAGAUCACCUCAGGAAACAUGGGCGGCGUCUUCGACGUGGAGCCCGAGGUGGGCACCAUCUUCGUGGCCCAGCGGCUGGAUUAUGAACAGGUUCGGAAGUACCGGCUGCGGCUUCUGGCCUCCGACGGCAAGUGGGAGGACUACUCCAUGGUGGUAGUCAAUGUGGUCAACAAGAACGAUGAGGCCCCCGUCUUCUCAGUGAACGAGUACUACGGCAGUGUGACAGAGGAGUUGGACGGCUCGCCCGUCUUCGUGCUGCAGGUGACGGCGACUGACCCAGAUAAAGAUGCAUCCCAGGAGGCACUGCGCUACUCGCUGCAUGGCCAAGGUGCCGACAGCGAAUUUGUAAUCGAUGAGGUGACAGGCAAGAUUUAUGCCCAGAAGACCUUAAACCGCGAGGAUCGAGCCGUGUGGCGCUUUGUGGUGCUGGCCACAGAUGAGGGUGGGGAGGGGCUCACAGGAUUUACCGACGUCAUCAUAAAUGUUUGGGACAUCAACGACAAUGCACCCGACUUUACCUGCAUGCCUGACAGCUGCCAUGGCCAGGUACCAGAAAACUCCCCCCCUAAUACUUCUGUCAUGGAGAUGAGUGCCACAGACCUGGAUGAUACUGCUGUGGGCCAGAAUGCUGUGUUGACCUACAGAAUUGUGGGUAAUGCCCAUGGCGGCCCUGGCUCUGAGCUCUUUUACAUCAACCCCAACACAGGCACCAUCUACGUGGCACGUGUUGAGUUGGACAGGGAACGGGUGGACAGGUACCACCUAGUGGUGGAGGCCCGAGACGGCGGAGGGAUGGUGGGCACGGGCACGGCGACCAUUCUUGUUACUGAUGUCAACGACCACGCACCUAGGUUCAUGGAGAACACCUGCCGGGCCCGUAUCUCCGAGAGUAGUGAGGUGGACUCAGCUGUGCUCGAGUUGUCAGCCACGGACGCCGAUGUCGGGGAAAACGCCCAUGUGACUUUCAGUGUGGUUGCUGGAGACCUGGACCAGAAGUUCUAUGUGGUGAGCCGGCGGCAGGAGCGGCGUGCCACACUGCGGCUGAAGAAGAAGCUCGACUACGAGAAGAGCAGCGAGCAGCGCUUCAACAUCACGCUCAAGGCGGAGGACCUGGACUUCUUCAGCCUCAUCCACUGCAUCAUUGACGUGGACGACCACAACGACCACGCCCCUGUGUUCAUCCCCCACUUUCAUCUCCUCCCUCCGCUGCCUGAGGAUGUGUUGGUGGGCAGCAGCGUCACCAAGGUCACCGCCAGUGACUCCGAUUCAGGUCCAAAUCAGGAGAUCAUGUACAGCAUCCUGCCGGAUUCAGAUCCUUAUGGGCAGUUUUCCGUGGAUCAGACCGGCCUUAUCACCAUCGUCAAUGCCCUGGACCGGGAAUUGGUGGCGCAGCACUGCCUAGUGAUUUUGGCCACCGAUAAAGGCAUCCCGGCACAGACGGGCAGCGCCACAGUCCAGAUGAGUCUUCUGGACAUCAACGACAACGGGCCGGAGUUUGAGGCAGGCUACGCGCCCAUGGUGUGGGAAAACGUGCCCGGCCCCCAGGUUGUGCGCCUGAACCAGAGUUCCACACUGUUGCACGCAGUAGACCGUGAUUCUGUGGAGAAUGGAGCCCCCUUCUCUUUUGCCGUGCCUCCAGAUCACCCUGCCCGCCGCGACUUCCGCCUGCUGGACAACGGCAACAGCACGGCCACAAUAACGGCCCUCCACACCUUUGACCGCGAGAGGCAGAAGGAGUUUUACCUGCCCAUCAUCAUGACGGACAGUGGCCGGCCUCCAAUGAGUGUUACCCACACGCUAACCAUCACCAUUGGUGAUGAGAAUGACCAUGCCCACCAGGCGGGAACCAAGGAAGUCUACAUCAACAGUCACCAAGGAAAGAUGCCAACAACCAUCUUGGGCAAAGUCUAUGCUCCAGACCCGGAUGACUGGGAUAAUAAGACUUAUACCUUUGAGGGACAUGUACCAAAUUUCUUCAUUCUGAACAAAAGGACAGGCUUCCUCAUCAUCAGGGAGAGCACCCCGCUGGGCAGAUACGAGUUCAAGGUGCGGGUGUCGGACGGGGUCUGGCCAGAUGUGGUGUCCAGUGUAGCUGUACAUGUGAAGGAGCUGAAGGAUGAGGCUGUUUACAAGUCAGCCUCACUGCGUCUGGCAGGUAUCACCGCUACCGAGUUCAUUGACCAUCGAGUGGGUGGAAGAAGCCGUUUUGAGAUGUUGGGGGACUUCCUGUCUGAGAUGCUGUCUGUCAGGCCGGAGAACCUCAACAUCUUUAGCUUGACGGAGCCCCGGGUGAGGAUGUUGGAUGUGCGUGUUGCCAUGCAGGGCGCCCCCUUCCUGAGGCCGGAGAAACUGCAUGGGUACCUGGCCGCACACAAGCAGAAGCUGCAGUCGUACCUCCAGGUGAACAUCAGCCAGGUGCACGUGGAUGAGUGCGCAGACGUGGACUGCGCUGGCAGGGGUGGAUGUGCCGAUCAGCUGACCAUCAGCGAUGCACCCGUUGUGGUGGAUUCUGGAAGCGUGUCGCUGGUAUCUGUCACGGUGACAGCAACUCCCGUGUGUGGCUGCCUGGCAAGGGAGCACAUGCACCAAUCGUGUGCCUCCUAUCCGUGGAACCCCUGUCUCAAUGGAGGACAAUGCAUAGAAACCCAGAGUGGGUACAGAUGCCAGUGCCCACCGCAGUAUGAGGGUCCAGAAUGCCAGCAGACCAAGCACAGUUUCCAUGGCAACGGCUACGCUUGGUUUCCUCCCAUAAGGCCAUGCUUCGAGAGCCACCUUUCCCUGGAGUUCAUUACGGAAGUCUCUGACGGGUUGCUGCUGUAUGCCGGCCCCAUGGCACAGUUGCAGGCCUGGGACCCCGAGGACUUCAUAGCCAUAGAGCUCAUUAACGGCACGCCAACGCUGAAGAUAAACCACGGCUCUGGCACGCUGGUGCUGCGGUUGCCUGGCAACGUGAACACGGCAGACCGACGGUGGCACCGGCUGGACGUGAGAAGCGACGGCAAGGAAGUGCGCUUCACGUUGGACCGCUGCACCAGUGGUAAUAUCCUGGAGAUGGAGAGUGUCAGCAACUGGGUAAUGACCAAGGACCUCUCAGCCUGUGAAGUCAGUGGGGUGACGCCCAACCUGGACAGGUACCUGAACCUGACACAGGUGCUGCAGCUGGGCGGAGUCAAUGAGAACCUGCCCUACAUCUAUCCCCAGCUUCAACACAAACACUUCACUGGAUGCAUCCGUAACCUUGUGGUGGACAGCAAGUUUUACAACCUGGGCUCCCCUGCGGACUCCCAGGGCAGCGCCCCUGGCUGCCUGCUGACGGAUGGUAACUGUCUGACCAUGGGGUACCCAUCCUGUGGUCCCAGGGGGCGCUGCCAAGGCGAAUGGGGCUCCUUCAGCUGCCAGUGCGUCCCUGGGUACAGCGGGCACCAGUGUGAGCACGAGGUACCCGCCUACUCUUUCGACAGCGAGAGCCACACCCACCUGCAGCUGGCAUUGCCACUCCCCGUCCGCCGGACCCAGGUGCAGGUGCUGGUGCGAACCCGCAAGCCCAGUGGUACAAUCCUCAGCCUGGCCUCUGCAGGCCAGCGGGAGUACCUGCGGCUGGAGAUCAUUCAGGGCCUCCUGGUCACCUGCUAUAGCCUCAGUGACGGAGAACAUGGCCUGACCCUGCAGUCCCAUCGCAUUGACGACGGCGAGUGGCACGAUGUGCAGCUGGAUCGCCACGACAACGAGUUCACACUGCGGCUAGAUGGGGGUGGUGGCCGGCGGGAGGUCACCGCUCUACUGGGCCAGAACUGGGAGGACGCUGGUGACCCCAUGGCUGUGCUGGUGGGGAACAAGAGCUUUCUGGGAUGCAUACGGGACUUGAGACUGAAUGGGCGUCAUGUUCCACUGGACGGCCGUUCCAGUGAGGCGGUGUCUCUGCUGGGCUCCCAGGGUGUCAGCCACGGCUGCUCGUCCGACUCCUGCAGGGGGCACCAGUGCAGCCCCCCCCUCACCUGCGUGGACUUGUGGCGGAUCCACGAGUGCAGGUGUCCCGUGGGUCACAUGGCCCGGGAGAAUGCCACGGGCAAGGUCUGCAUCUACACGCUGUGCGCCAGCCAGCCAUGCCGGCGGGGCACCUGCGUGGCGCACUCCCCCACCCAGUUCACCUGUCACUGCCCUGAGGGCUACAGGGGGCGCCGCUGUGAGGUCACACUGGCCGUCUACCGAGACGACCUGGGACUCAGCUUCAGCUCCAUGUUCGCCAUCUCUAUCUGCUUCCUGGCGCUCCUAGUGCUGCUGUUGGGCAUAUUCCUCUGGACACGCUGGAGGUCCUACAAGGGCCUGAAAGAGGGUGUCUACCAUGUGUCGGCACAUCAUGAUGGCUGGGAGGACAUCCGGGAAAAUGUGCUCAACUACGACGAGGAAGGUGGCGGGGAGGAGGACCAGAAUGCUUAUGACAUGGCGGAGCUGCAGAAGUCUCUUCAACCCAGCCCGGCUCAGUCCGUACAGUACAGCCGGUGUCGAGGGGGCCACCACCCCCCUGCCGGUCAGCAGGAUCCCGGGAAGAGCGACAGCAGCUGCAGUAGCACUUUGGUGCGACGGGACGUCCCCCCUGCGAGACCCCCGCCCCAGGCCCAGCCCAGUCUGCCGGGCCGCCGCAGCCUGUCCUUCUCCAGCCAGGAUCUGGCGCGCUACCUGUGCGAGGUGAUCCGCGAUGCCGACCAGCGACCAGAGGCGGCACCCUUCGACUCGCUGCGGGUCUUCGCCACCGAGGGCGGCGGCUCCCCAGCCGGCUCGCUCAGCUCCUUCGGCUCGGCCGGGCCGGAUGAGGACAAGGUGCAGGAGUGCCUUAAGGAAUGGGGGCCGCGCUUCGAGAAGCUGCGGGCGCUAUACGAGCGUGCUGAGUCUAGCGACCUCUGAGCGGGACACUGGGACUGACCCACCCAAAGAGGACUGACCAGGAGUGAGCCAGGAAAACCAUAGGUGAGCCACACUGCUCUGCCCCGUCCUGCCUGCCUGGGCCUCAAGGUCGCCUGGUGCUCUGCCACUUUAGCCACGGGUUUGCCCUGCAUCAGGAACUUGCUUGCCGGUGUCAGGUCCGGAUCAGGCCCAGUGCAGGUCUACGCGGGACCAGAUGCUGCUUUUUCCUGCGGCAGCCUGCAGGCUUCUUUGAUCCUGGCGCAACAAUAUUUCCUUAACGAUUGACCAUGUGACCCAUGGAUUCUUUGAUACAAGUGCAACGAUGUUUCCUUAACACCUGGUCACGUGACCUUUGGGCUUCUUUGACCCCGGUGCGACAGUGUUUCUUUAACGAUUGAUCACGUGACCCACGUGCGUCGUUUAGUACAGUACAUGCUGUUACAUGUGUAUAAUCAAUGUACAGUUGUCACGUAAGGUUUUAGAGUCUUCACGUUUAAUGGUGAGGGAUGGGUUCAGUUGGAAAACUAAUAAAUGAGCCAUUGGUGUAAAAAAAAAUUAAAAAAUAAAAGUGAAAUUGCAUUCCAAAGACUGGCACCAGUUGUGUACUUCAAAAAGAAUUUCUCUGGGUGUAUAAAGUGCCCUAGCAUGAAAACACAUGAUGAAUGUUUCUUUAUUCAGUGAUCGUCCAUGGAGGGCCAGGCAAAACUGUUUACAAGCUAUUAAAUGACCAGUCUGGGUUAAAUUUAGUCUGUCAGUAGGGUAAGUAAGGGGUAAAACACUAUUUCAACUGGAUCUCACCCUGAAUGGUGAUGAUGGGGUGGGAUUGUAAUUUUAUUUUAUUGAGCAUUUAAAGGCACUUAAAAUAUUAUAUAUUACUCUUCUAAAAAUAUGACCUUUAUAGGAACUGCCAUUCUUUUGUAUAAAACUAAGAUUUUAUCCUUGCAAAAGAAAAUGUAAAAGAUCCUUGCAGUCAUGUUAAUUCCAGCUGGUGCCUGAAGAAUGGCCAUUAGAGUCAUGGGUGAAAUUAUAAAUGGAGAGAUUUUAUUUUUCUUCAUUCCGUAUUAGGCAAAGAAGGACCAUGAAUCCGAUUCCGUAUUUUACUUUAAUGUGCUCAUGCGAGUGUGAUUAUACCAUGCUGCCAGACUGCAUGGAGAGCGAGGAA
Messenger RNA from Paramormyrops kingsleyae, 10039 nucleotides. Its product is annotated as neural-cadherin. Lineage: Eukaryota; Metazoa; Chordata; Actinopteri; Osteoglossiformes; Mormyridae. Gene Ontology annotation, biological process: cell morphogenesis; cell-cell adhesion mediated by cadherin; homophilic cell-cell adhesion. Gene Ontology annotation, cellular component: catenin complex; plasma membrane; adherens junction. Gene Ontology annotation, molecular function: calcium ion binding; beta-catenin binding; cadherin binding. The record is from RefSeq and is a predicted model, not a curated record.